This is a messenger RNA of Aspergillus uvarum CBS 121591, 798 nucleotides long. RefSeq names its product MBL fold metallo-hydrolase. The record is from RefSeq and is a predicted model, not a curated record. Bases 1 to 798 code for a protein of 265 amino acids. NCBI's taxonomy places the organism in Eukaryota, Fungi, Ascomycota, Eurotiomycetes, Eurotiales, Aspergillaceae. The transcript has a single exon.
AUGGCCCUCACUGUGAACGUCACGCACAUCGGCACCGCCACCGCCAUUCUCGAGAUCAACGGCGUCAAUUUCCUGACGGACCCCUUCUUCUCCCCGGGCGGCUCGGAGUUCCCCGUCGGCGGCCUGGUCCUCCGCGUCGAAGACGACCCGGCCCUGCGCCUGGACCAGCUCCCCGUGAUCGACGCCGUCCUCCUCAGCCACGAGGACCACCCGGACAACCUCGACGCGCUCGGCCGCCAGCUCCUCGACGCACGCCCGGUCUUCACGACCGUCGACGGCGCGCGCAACCUCGCCCCGCGGCCUGCGGUCCGCGGCAUGCAGCCCUGGUCCGAGAUCACGACCCGCAUCGCCGGCCAGACCUUCACCAUCAUCGCGACGCCGACGCAGCACGUCCCCGGCCAGGAAUGCACGGGCUUCAUCGUCACGGCCGAGACCUUCGGCCGUGGGCGCGACAACCUCCCCAACGCCAUCUACUUCACCGGCGACACGGUGUACAUCGAGGAGCUCGAGCAAAUUGCGGACCGGUACCACGUGUGCGCCGCCGUGAUGAACCUGGGCAACGCGCACGCGGCGCGGCCCGAGGACCCCCACGGCCCCAAGUUGAAGAUCACGAUGGGCGGCGAGGAUGGCGCGCGGCUGUUCCGCGCGCUGCGGGCGGAUGUGCUGGUGCCGAUGCAUUACGAGUCCUGGGGCCAUUUUACGCAGUUCGGCGAGGAGUUGCGCGCCGUGUUUAAGGCGGAGGGGAUCAGUGAGAAGGUGUGCUGGUUGAAGGGCGGGGAGACGGUGGCUGUGUUGUAG